Molecule: messenger RNA, 2007 nt
Organism: Anopheles arabiensis
Lineage: Eukaryota; Metazoa; Arthropoda; Insecta; Diptera; Culicidae
Gene: Pdhb
Product: pyruvate dehydrogenase E1 component subunit beta, mitochondrial
Exons: 6
Coding region: 190-1251 (353 amino acids)
Biological process (GO): pyruvate decarboxylation to acetyl-CoA
Molecular function (GO): pyruvate dehydrogenase (acetyl-transferring) activity
Source: RefSeq, a predicted model, not a curated record
UUUGUGUUGAAAAAUUGCAGACUGUGUGCAGUGUGUACGGUAUUUCAUAAGUCAAAAGCCGAAUCGCGUAGUAAAACCGCUACGAACGACUGUUCCUUUCCGGUAAUCGGGUACCUCUGUACAACUUCCAUCCUCGAUCAAGGGCGCAGUUGAUAGCUGCGUUGUUCGAACUGUAACUUCGACAUUGCUAUGAUGCUCGCUUCCGCCGUACGUAAUUUGUCCCGUCGGUCAUUCUCGACCUCCAAAGCGGUUUCGGCCCAGCAGUUGACCGUCCGCGAUGCCCUUAACGCAGCGCUCGACGAGGAAAUGGAGAGGGACGAGAAAGUGUUCCUGCUCGGUGAAGAAGUGGCCCAGUAUGAUGGUGCGUACAAGGUUUCCCGCGGACUAUGGAAGAAGUACGGCGAUAAGCGAGUAAUCGAUACUCCGAUUACGGAAAUGGGAUUUGCCGGUAUUGCCGUUGGCGCAGCAAUGGCCGGACUACGCCCGGUCUGCGAAUUCAUGACAUUCAACUUUUCGAUGCAGGCCAUCGAUCAUGUUAUAAACUCGGCAGCCAAAACAUUCUACAUGUCUGCUGGUACGGUUAACGUGCCGAUUGUGUUCCGCGGUCCUAAUGGAGCAGCGGCAGGUGUAGCGGCUCAGCAUUCGCAAUGUUUUGGUGCCUGGUAUUCGCACUGUCCGGGCCUGAAAGUUGUAUCGCCCUAUGAUAGCGAAGAUGCGAAAGGUUUGCUGAAGGCUGCCAUUCGCGACCCAGAUCCGGUUGUUGUACUGGAAAACGAAAUGGUGUACGGUGUGAGCUAUCCUGUUUCGGAUCAAGUUUUGGACAAGAACUUUGUGCUGCCGAUUGGCAAGGCCAAGAUAAUGCGCCCUGGCAAGCACAUCACCCUUGUGGCUCACUCAAAGUCCGUCGAAACCGCCAUGCUGGCAGCCAACGAACUAGCGGGCAAAGGUAUUGAAGCAGAAGUCAUUAACCUACGAUCACUGCGUCCAUUGGACUCGGAAACUAUUUUCAAGUCCGUACAAAAGACUCACCAUCUCGUAACGGUAGAGCAAGGAUGGCCCCAGGGUGGCAUUGGUUCAGAAAUUUGUGCACGUAUCAUGGAGCACGAGACAUUCUUCCACCUGGACGCUCCGAUAUGGCGUGUAACUGGCGCCGACGUCCCUAUGCCUUACGCUAAGACUCUUGAAGCUGCUGCUCUUCCACAAGUACCUGAUGUUGUCACUGCCGUUAAUAAGGUGCUAGGUGUGAAGUAAAUCUCAAUCCUAUCCAUUCAAUAACGUGUUCUUCGCGGCUUAGAAAAAAAGAUAAAUGAAAAGAGGUUAAAGAUGAUUUCGAUGAUACGAUGCAUAUUAAAGUUCGAUUGGCAACGAUAUUCAGGUGAUUAGUUUUGGCUUAAUUCUGUUGUUUUUAAAGCAUUGCAGUUUUUUUUCGUUUGGAAUUUGAAUCUUUAAGAUGUUGCAAAAUGUCUACAUUGCUCGCGCCGUAAAUAGCAAACUGUGUAUUUCAUAUGAGUCUUUUGAAGACUUAGGAUAAGAUAUGUGAGAGACCGAAAAAAAACCUUGCUGAAACUAUAAUUUAUUAUAAUUUGAUAGAGAUUUUAAUUUUCCUACACAUCACAAUAUGCCAAGGGCAUUUCACAGUCGAUGCAGCCAUAUACGAGACGUGUAGUCUUUACAAAAAGAAAUACUAGUAUGCUUCAUUGCAUUGGGAAUCUUUUUUCUAGAAACUCACUCAUAAGCCAGCUAGCUAUAUGCCGCCCAAGAAUAUAACGAUCCAUUAUUCCAUCAAAAGAAAUAAGGUAGCAGCGGACAACAAAUUGUAAAUAAACUAGCUACGUUACACUAUCGAGCUGUUGAAUGAACCCAAGAUUGCAUCUAAAUUACGAACAAACAACACAACGCAGUACAACGGAAAUGAAAAAUCUCAUCAACUGUUUCACUCGGUACGAUGAAUGCAAUAGAAGUUAUGACUAAUAAAUCUAGUUGAAAGAUACUAUGCUCAGGACUAUA